Messenger RNA from Wallemia mellicola CBS 633.66, 2244 nucleotides. RefSeq names its product vesicular-fusion protein SEC18. NCBI's taxonomy places the organism in Eukaryota, Fungi, Basidiomycota, Wallemiomycetes, Wallemiales, Wallemiaceae. The record is from RefSeq and is a predicted model, not a curated record. Gene Ontology annotation, biological process: SNARE complex disassembly; Golgi to plasma membrane protein transport; intra-Golgi vesicle-mediated transport. Gene Ontology annotation, cellular component: Golgi stack. Bases 1 to 2244 code for a protein of 747 amino acids. Gene Ontology annotation, molecular function: ATP binding; ATP hydrolysis activity. The transcript has 12 exons.
AUGAGUGGCAAAUCAUAUUCUAGUAGGGUGCCACCCCCACGUGCACCAAUGGAGGGAUCGUCAGCUGUACCUUCAGACACGCUAGCACUAAGCAAUAAGAUAUUCGUACACCCAUCUACAUUCAAUCAGGAUGCACCUGCAGUACUCGUCAACAGCAAAUACGUAUUCGUUACUGCUCCAGAUCCUACCCCUGAAGGCGAUCCUCGUAAAGUCAGACCGGGUGCAUUUGGUGCGAACGCCGUCCAGCGUCAAUGGGCCCAGCUUUCCUUGGCUUCCCCAGUCACUUUGACGUCUAUCGUGAUCGAAGACUUCUUAGAGAGCGUUGAUAUCGAGAUCGGUACAAACAAGAAAGGUUAUGAGCCAGCAAACCCGUUCAACGCUGAUGAGUUACAAACUAGCUUCAUUAACGCAUACGCUGGUCUUGUCCUCAGUCCAGGCCAGAUUCUCGUUAUGGAUUACCAUGGUAUCAACCUUAAAGCUGUAGUACGCAACACAAACGUCGUUGCUCUUAUGCAGGACACUUCGGACCCCACGCUCAGCCAAACUGGUCACAUUAUGGAUACCACCACUAUCAAUUUCUCUAAGGAGCCAGCCAGUUUAAUCAAACUCAAAGGUUCAGCUAAGCGUCCAGCCGCAAAUGCUGUCAUUUCACCUAACUUCAAGUUUGAGGAUAUGGGUAUUGGUGGUUUGGACGAUGAAUUUGGUGCUAUUUUCAGACGUGCAUUUGCUUCACGUGUAUUCCCACCUGGUUUGAUCGAGAAGCUUGGUAUACAACAUGUAAAAGGUAUCCUGUUAUAUGGUCCACCAGGUACAGGUAAAACAUUGAUGGCGCGCCAAAUUGGUAAGAUGCUUAAUGCACGCGAGCCAAAGAUUGUCAAUGGUCCUGAAAUCCUCAAUAAAUUCGUCGGUCAGUCCGAAGAGAACAUCAGAAAGCUUUUCGCUGAUGCUGAACGCGAAUAUCGUGAGAAGGGCGAUGAGAGUGAAUUGCACAUUAUCAUCUUUGAUGAGCUUGAUGCUAUUUGCAAACAGCGUGGUUCUACAGGUGGUGGAACUGGUGUUGGCGACUCUGUUGUUAACCAAUUGUUAUCAAAGAUGGAUGGUGUCGAUCAACUCAACAACAUUUUGAUCAUUGGUAUGACUAACAGACUGGAUAUGAUCGAUGAAGCCUUGGUUCGUCCAGGUCGUCUUGAAGUACAUAUGGAGAUCAACCUUCCAGAUGAGAAGGGUCGUCUUCAAAUUCUCAACAUCCAAACCUCGAAAAUGCGUGAGAAUAAGGUUAUGGAUAAGGAUGUAAGCUUGGGUGAGCUCUCAGCACUCACAAAGAACUUCUCCGGUGCGGAAAUAGGUGGUUUGGUAAAGAGUGCUACUUCAUUUGCCUUUAACAGACAUGUCAAAGUUGGCACAAUGGCUGGUAUUUCAGACGAUAUCGACAAACUCCAAGUCAAUCGUGCCGAUUUCUUGCAAGCACUUGAUGAGGUUCACCCUGCGUUUGGUGUUUCUGAAGAAGAACUUGCAACUGUCGUACAAAAUGGUAUCAUACACUACUCUUCCAACAUCGGCAAUAUCCUUAAUGAUGGUAAACUUUAUGUAGAGCAAGUCAGGAACUCAACGCGCACGCCCCUCGUCAGUGUACUACUCCAUGGUCCUCCUGGAUCGGGUAAAACAGCGUUGGCAGCUACGAUUGCUAUGAGAUCAAAUUUCCCAUUCAUCAAGCUUGUCUCGCCUGAAGAUAUGGUUGGUUUCAACGAAGCUCAGAAAAUAGCGCACAUGAAUCAAGUUUUUAAUGACUCAUACAAAUCACCUCUUUCUAUAGUUGUUAUAGAUCAAAUUGAGAGACUAUUUGACUACGUACCUAUUGGACCACGCUUCUCGAACAAUGUCUUGCAAGCGAUACUUGUUCUUCUUGGAAAACGCCCUCCAAAGGGUAGAAGAUUAUUAAUAUUGGCGACGACCUCAAACAGACCAAUAUUGACUGAUAUGGAUGCCUUGUCAGCGUUUGAUGCUCAAAUCCACGUACCAUCAAUUUCAAAAUUAAGACAUCUCGAUUUGGUCUUGAGACAGGUAGAUCUAUUCCAGGAGGAGGGAUCACAAGAAAGGGCAAUUGAGUUAUUGAAGCAAGCACAAUUGAAUGAAUCAGGAAAGUUAUUGAUUGGUAUAAAACGUUUGUUGGCUAUUGUAGAAAUGGCAAAACAGGAUCCAAAUCCAGCGGAAAAGUUCGCUACGACGUUGAUAAACUCAUUGUAA